Diplodia corticola is the source of this 3162-nucleotide messenger RNA. RefSeq names its product aaa family atpase. Lineage: Eukaryota; Fungi; Ascomycota; Dothideomycetes; Botryosphaeriales; Botryosphaeriaceae. The record is from RefSeq and is a predicted model, not a curated record. Gene Ontology annotation, molecular function: ATP binding; ATP hydrolysis activity. The transcript has a single exon. The coding region runs from base 1 to 3162 and encodes 1053 amino acids.
AUGGACAAUGCGCGGGACAAACCCGCCGACGAGAAUGUCGUCGUGAAGGUCGAUGCCUCGGCCGAGCCGGCAACGCCGUCGUCGUCGUCACCUCCUUCCGCCACCGCCGAGCUGAAUGCCGGCGGAGGCGCCGCGGAGUCCAAUUCAAACGCCCAGGACGGCGGCGUCAACAAGAAGUCGGCCAUGUCCGCCGCCAAGGGCAAGAAGGGCAAGAAGUCGUCGUCGACGACGAAGAAGAAGGCCGGCGGGGCGGCGGCGGCGACGGCGCGCUGCCACCACCACAAGCGCCAUGGGGCGAAGAAGAAGCGGGGCAAGCAUCACGGCAAGAAGAAGUACCUCAGCAGUGAUGAUGAUGAUGAUGACGAGUCCGAGACGGCGGACAGUGAGGAUGACGACUCGGGGGAUACCGGGUCGACGGCGUCGUCGGCGGCGGAUGACAGCAGCAGCGAGGAUGAGCAGCAGCAGCUCAAGGCGAGGAAAAAGGCCGGGAAGAAGGAGGCGAGGGCGCGGAAGGCGAAGGCGAAGGCGAAGGCGAAGCGGAAGGGCGCCAAGAAGCACGGGAGGAAGUCGAAGAAGUACGACUCGUCGUCUUCGGAGAGUGAGUCUUCCGAGUCCGAGUCGGAGAGCAGCUCGAGCGACUCGAGCUCCGACUCGGAGUCGGACUCGGAGUCGGAGAGGGAAAAGGAGAAGACGAAGCGCUCGCGUCGGCGCCACCAGGCCGAGAAGGCUCGUCGCGCCGCCGCCAAGGAGCUGGACGAGUCGGACGCGACGGCGACGGCGGAUGAAGUUUCCGAGGAUGGGUCGCUGUCGGGCCAUCUAGUGAAAUUGUCGACCCAGCAGCGGAACCAGUUGCUGCUGCUGAAGCAAGAGCAGCAGCAGCAACAGCAGCGUAGGAGAGCGUUGGCUCCCCCGGAUCCGCUUGAGCUUUCGGAAUUGCGCUUGCAAAGGCUCGCUGGCGACCUCAAGGCGUUGAAGGAAUUGAAAAAGGAGAAAAGGGACACUAAGAAGAAGGGGAAGAAGUCCUCUUCGUCGGGCAAGCGCGCCAGCACACUGGAAUUCAAACGCGUGGACGAGUUGUGGGACAGCAAAAUCCACAACUACAAACUCACAGAAAGCGCUGAAGACCCCGUGGACGAGUUCAAUUCCACCAUCUUCAACGUGCGCAGGAGGUUCGAUUGGGAGAAUAAGUACAGGAAUACGGUGGUUGACAUCAAGUCCAAGCUCUUGAAGGAAGCGUUGCAAGAGGUCAUGAAGGAUGUGAAGGGCGUCUCGCUUGUGGAGGAGCAGCCUUGCGUCGAUCCCAACAUGCUAUUCCUCUACCUCGAAGAGCUUCGUCGCUAUGCGAAAAAGACGCUGAAGUCACGGGCGAGGAAGCAGAAGAAGAAGAAGACCAGGCGGAGGCUAAAGUUGAUGGCUGCCCACUGCAAGGUCAUGAUCGGCUAUCUGGAUGAGGACUACGACGAGACUAAGAAGACACUCUACCCCAUGCUGGAGGCGGGCAACAUCACUUUCGAUCUCCUGUGGGCACUUUUUAAGCCCAACACUAUUGCCUACACCACGACAUACGGAUCGGUCGAGGAUCCGCGAUGCUUCAAGGUCGACUAUGCCACCAAAGAAUCUUCCUUCAUCCGCGGAGACUGGUAUUCCAUCGAAGGGCGUUAUCUUGAGUAUGACGGCAAGACUUUUGGGUUAGGCGAGAUUGAGAUCAACGUCGAUGCCUUCAAGGGCCCUCGAAAGAUCACAAGUUUGGCCACAUACCCGCUCCGAUACCACAAGGAUCCGGACGGCAUCAGGAAGCAACUUCUUGAGCGCGGCAAGCGCUUCGUCACCAUGACUGGAAUGAACUACCGGUUCCACAAGGGCUUGGCAUUCGAGAAGAGGAAGAAGAUGGUGCUGAAGCACAACAUCAACGGGCGGGUCAUGAUCGAUCCUGCAAUAUUCCGCCGCAUCAACCCCAACUACCCCAUCUCUGUGAUCAAGCCCAAAGACCAGGAUGGGUUGUACGACUUCGCCAGCUGCGGGUGUAGCGAUGACGAGUCUGACGACGAGCUGGAGGGUCCUCAAAACUUUGGCGAGGAGAGGGAGGAGCGACAGAGGUACAGAUUCAAGAUUGUGUAUGACGAAAAGAAAGAAGCACAUGUGAUUCAAGUCCCUAUCGACGACGAGGGCAAUGAGAUUCAGACCGAGAAGCUGGAAAAAUUGUCAGAAGAUGGAGAGAGUGCCAAAGAGGGCAAUGACGAAGGCAAGACGAAGCAUGAGUUCACCGAGGAAGAGCUUCUGAUUGCUUCUCCUGUGGUGUUGGGAUUCGCUUUCUCCGAGAAGCGCUGGAUGGAGUUUUCACUGUCCGGGGUCCGAGAUAUCGAGUGGAACGAAGGUGCUUUCGAUUCCCUCGUGCUCCGGCAAGACCAGAAGUCCAUCGUCAAAGCACUUGUAUCGAGCCACAAGUUCCACGCGGCACAAACCAUCGACGACGUCGUCCAAGGCAAGGGCAAGGGCUUAGUCUUUGUGUUGCACGGUCCCCCCGGGGUCGGAAAGACGCUCACUGCUGAAGGCAUCGCGGACUACCUUAAAUGCCCCCUCUAUGCCGUCAGUGCGGGCGAGCUCGGGACGGAUAGCUGGCGGCUGGAGCAGGAGCUGCAGAAGAUCAUGGAUAUCGCCCACAGCUGGGGUGCCAUCCUGCUGCUGGACGAGGCCGACGUGUUCCUCGAAAGGCGGCAGGUGCACGACAUCCAUCGCAACGCGCUCGUGUCCAUCUUCCUGCGGCUGCUCGAGUACUUCCAGGGAAUCCUCUUCCUGACGACCAACCGGGUCGAGACGUUCGACGACGCAUUCCAGAGCCGCAUCCACAUGGGGUUGCGGUACGAGGAGCUGGGCCACCACGCCAAGCGGCAGAUCUGGCGCAUGUUCCUGCGGCGGGUGCGCGAGAUGGAGACUGCGGACAUGGCCGAGUUCCGCGACGAGGACUACAACACGCUGGCACGCAACGACCUCAACGGGCGGCAGAUUAAGAACGCGGUGCGCACGGCGCAGGCGCUCGCCGUCAACAUGGGUGAGAAGCUUAGCAUGGAGCACAUCAAGCGCGUGCUGGCCGUCGCCGAGAGCUUCGAGCGCGAUCUCAAGGGCGGCAGUGGGUAUGAGGAUGCGAUGAGGAGCUACACUUGA